AUGCCCGGGGCUGGGGACCGAGGCAAAGCCCUGGCGAGAUGGCUGGGCGCUGGGCUUUUGGGCCUCCUGAUCCCGAUGUCCCUGUCGCUGGAGGUGUCUGUGGGAAAGGCUGCCGUCAUCUACGCUGUCAACGGCACAGAGGUCCUGCUGCCCUGCACUUUCUCCAGCUGCAUUGGCUUCGAGGACCUCCGAUUCUGGUGGACCUACAACAACAGUGACAGUCCUAUCAUAGAAGGGACUGUGAAGAACGAGAAGUCUGACCCCAGGGUGACGCUAAAAGACAAUGACCGCAUCACUCUGGAGGGCACCACCAAGGAGAAGAAGAACAACAUUUCCAUUCUGCUGAGGGACCUGCAGUUCAGCGAUGGCGGCAAAUACACCUGUCACGUGAAGAACCCCAAGGAGAAUAAUCUCGAGCACAACGCCACCAUCUUCCUCCAAGUCGUGGAUGAAUUGGAAGAAGUGGACAACACGGUGACACUCAUCAUCCUGGCAGUCGUGGGCGGGGUCAUCGGGCUCCUCAUCCUCAUCCUGCUGCUCAAGAAGCUUAUCGCCUUCAUCCUCAAGAAGACUCGGGAGAAGAAGAAGGAGUGUCUCGUGAGUUCCUCAGGGAAUGACAACACGGAGAAUGGGCUGCCCGGCUCCAAGGCGGAAGAGAAACCACCCACCAAAGUGUGA
Molecule: messenger RNA, 678 nt
Organism: Propithecus coquereli (Coquerel's sifaka)
Lineage: Eukaryota; Metazoa; Chordata; Mammalia; Primates; Indriidae
Gene: SCN4B
Product: sodium channel, voltage gated, type IV beta subunit
Exons: 5
Coding region: 1-678 (225 amino acids)
Biological process (GO): cardiac muscle cell action potential involved in contraction; regulation of ventricular cardiac muscle cell membrane repolarization; regulation of sodium ion transmembrane transporter activity
Cellular component (GO): voltage-gated sodium channel complex; membrane
Molecular function (GO): transmembrane transporter binding; sodium channel regulator activity
Source: RefSeq, a predicted model, not a curated record